AUGCGGUUCUAUGGUAGGUGUGAGAGAUUAGAACCAAUUUCUAAAACAAGGUUAGAAAUGGCAUUGGAAUAAGAAACAACCGAUAUUGAGUAGCAACGAAAAGGUGUUGAAAAGUAACUGUAGGGAAUAUUUCAUUCUAAUUUGCAGACACUUUUUAUUUAGUACAGAAGAAUCUGAGAUUUUUUUUUUCUCUAUAAUUGUACAUUUCUAUUUUUUUUUGCGUUCGAUCCUGUCCUUUUUUAAAAUCUUAUGUUAUUUAAUUGAAUCAUUCUGGCGUUUAUUUUUUACAAAAUAAGAUGGCAAUAUUGGAAGAAGAUAUAUCUUAUCCCUCGUAAAUACCUUUUAAUAACAUUAACUCAGAAGCAGUGAGAGACAAAAUGUCAGCUGACAUUAGUUUGUUCGAUUUGGUGAACCUGUCGAUCGGGACACCUGAAGUUGGAGCUGUCAACUUCAAUGCGUUGCAUACCCUCCUCCACGCUAUCCUGGGACACCUGAAAAUCCAAAAUGUGACCACCGGCUGGAGAGAGCAGGAUGCCCCGCCACAGGAGCCCCAUGCCCCGUAUCUGACCAAGUCCUCUAGCCCGUACCAUCACAUGGAAGACAAACUUCGGCAGAUAGAGACAGAUGGCCGCGCUGGAGAAGCUUCCUAGCGGUACAGAUCUUCUGAGCCGCACUGCCUCAACCACAACACCGGUCAACGACUUGUGGCAGCUGAUGCAGCUCCGCCCCAAGGCUCAGGCGAGUGAGGACGGCGUGUCCAAGUCUAUAUUGCUGAUCCAGGAUCUGCUGAAGGAGAUCCAGGACCUGCAGGAGUCCAGAGACGACCUGAAGAAAGAGAUCAAGAGCCUCCAGAACCAACUCAACCAGCUGAAUAUGAGUGAGCUGGUUGACAGAAUCAACGAAGUGGAACAGUACUGCCACCGACUGGACAACCUGGACUCUGCCACCAAAGACCUGCAGGACAGAGUUGGGCGUUACCCAGACCCAGACGAGCUCAUCCAGUGUGUGACCUGGGACAUCAUGCAGACCACCUUGGUUAGCGAGCAACAGAAUCUGCAAAAGGCAUGUCUUAUGUCUCGCUUGAAAGAGCGAGAUUCCUUUAUCAAGCAAUCAUAUACAAGACAUAGGAAUAGACAUUAGCUUUGUGUUGAUGGUAGCUAUUUCUCCAAUAGG
This is a messenger RNA of Oncorhynchus kisutch (coho salmon), 1173 nucleotides long. RefSeq lists its product as uncharacterized. The coding region runs from base 625 to 1140 and encodes 171 amino acids. The record is from RefSeq and is a predicted model, not a curated record. The transcript has 4 exons. Lineage: Eukaryota; Metazoa; Chordata; Actinopteri; Salmoniformes; Salmonidae.